CUCCUGAAUUAACCAUCCGUCAAAGGUUGAGCUUCAUUAAUUGUGGCUCAUGCCUGAGAUCCUGAACGACAUUUCCCAUGAUCCCUCCCGUCGGAACCGGAAAUACAAAGCGGAAGCAUGCGAAGAGUGAGCCGACAGGCCUGCGAGGAUGGUCCACUGCUGGAGGAGCAGGAGACGGAGGGUCAGCGGCAGCUGCACAGCCUCCUGCUGCAGCAGCUUCACACUGAUGUUGACAUCGAGCGAUGUGUGGCCAAAAAGCAGUGCUUCGCCCCGGCGGCACUCUAUCGGCCGUUUGGCGAUCAGGCGGCUGGCGUGAGGAGCUUGUCCCAGUUCCAGGCCCUGCAGGACGGGGAGAAGGAGCUGGCCAGCCUGCGGGAGCUGGGCCUCACUGAGGCAGAGAUCCAGCUGUGGCGGAGCAGAGACGCACCAGAGGCUGGGGAAAAGUCGCAUGGUGUGUGCGCAGCUCCGGCAGCGAAGCAGCAGCGCCUGCAGGUGAUCAGAGACAAGAUUGACGCCAGAGACGAACUCCUGUCCCGCCCCCAGCGCUUUGCCGCCAGCCAGCCGCUGUCACGUCGGGAGAUGGAGAUCGAACGAGCGCUGUUCCAGGGGAACGACCGCCUGGGUUUCCUCACCGCGCUUUACCAUCGAGAUGAGGAUAAUCAGAGCAGCCAGCAGGGGGCAGCGUCCUCCAACCCGUUGGACAAUCUGUACAGAGACGUUCUCGGUGAGGAGAGACUUCAAACGUCACGACAGGAAGAAACACCUGAAACAUCAUCAUCAUCAUUACGUACGUCAACACACAGGACUGAGGACACGACAGAGUGGCAGUCAGCCCCGAGUGACACGGACACGUCACAGCCGGCCGCUCCAACCAAAGUAGAGAUAAAUCAGCCAAUCGGCAGCCUGCGCGGAGCAGCGAGGGCGGGGUCAGAGGAGCCGUUCACGCUCAGAGGGGAGAUCGAGACGAUCACUGACGAGGAAAUCCGGCAAAAUCGCGAUUCUGACGACGCGAUACGGAACAUCCCAAGGUUCCGGAAUUACCAGGCAGGGAAACCCUCCAAGGUGCUGUGCGUGAAGAACCUGAGUGCGCAGGCCUCAGUGGCCCAGCUGGUGGCGCUUUUCUCCAGGUUUGAGCCGGUGAACGGGCCCCCAGUCGUUUACCGUCUGCUGACCGGACGACUGAAGGGUCAGGCCUUCGUCACUCUGCCCGAUACAGAAACGGCCCAGAAUGCCUUGUGGUUGAUCCACGGAUACCGGUUGCUAGGGAAACCUCUGGUGGUAGAGUUUGGCCGUGAGCGACAGGAAGUGGAGAAAGUGAAGGAGACAAAAUAAAUGCACAAAACAAACAAAAACGACAUGUUUCAUCAUGAAAAACAACGUGGAUCAUGGAUGUGAUUUUUAGGUUAUUUAUUUUUUUAUGAAU
Solea solea (common sole) is the source of this 1423-nucleotide messenger RNA. RefSeq names its product RNA binding motif protein 41 (gene rbm41). Gene Ontology annotation, cellular component: U12-type spliceosomal complex. The coding region runs from base 118 to 1332 and encodes 404 amino acids. The record is from RefSeq and is a predicted model, not a curated record. Gene Ontology annotation, molecular function: U12 snRNA binding; pre-mRNA intronic binding. NCBI's taxonomy places the organism in Eukaryota, Metazoa, Chordata, Actinopteri, Pleuronectiformes, Soleidae. The transcript is spliced from 7 exons. Gene Ontology annotation, biological process: mRNA splicing, via spliceosome.